Messenger RNA from Lacerta agilis (Sand lizard), 2852 nucleotides. RefSeq names its product POU class 6 homeobox 2 (gene POU6F2). The transcript is spliced from 10 exons. The record is from RefSeq and is a predicted model, not a curated record. Bases 18 to 2129 code for a protein of 703 amino acids. Gene Ontology annotation, biological process: regulation of transcription by RNA polymerase II. Gene Ontology annotation, molecular function: RNA polymerase II cis-regulatory region sequence-specific DNA binding; DNA-binding transcription factor activity, RNA polymerase II-specific. NCBI's taxonomy places the organism in Eukaryota, Metazoa, Chordata, Lepidosauria, Squamata, Lacertidae.
CAGAAUUUGAUUGACAGAUGCAUGCCAGAAACCCCCAUUCUCUUUUUCAAAGACUACAUAUGAUGGAUUGCGAUCUUGCAGCUCAGCAGGACACAGGGACCAUGCAAGCUGUAAUUGGUCAGGAUCCAAUGAUAGCUGGACAAGUCAGUAAGCCCUUGCUGUCACUGCGGAGUGAAAUGAAUGCAGAGUUGAGAGGUGAGAACAAGGCAGCUGCUUCAGACAACGAGCUGAAUGAGCCCCUGCUUGCGCCCGUGGAAUCAAAUGACAACCAGGACACUCCCAGCAAGCUCUUCGGAGCCAGAGGAAACACAGCGCUGUCUGAUACAAGCACAUCUGAUCAGCACCAACCCAGUCAAUCCCAUCCAGCGUUCCCUGUCGGGCCCCAGCCACUACUGACGGCGCAGCAGCUAGCCUCAGCUGUAGCAGGGGUGAUGCCAGGAGGCACGCCAGCACUGAAUCAACCUAUCCUUAUUCCUUUCAACAUGGCGGGUCAGCUGGGGGGCCAGCAAGGACUGGUCUUGACUUUGCCUACCGCUAAUCUCACCAACAUCCAAGGGCUGGUGGCCGCAGCUGCAGCAGGAGGCAUCAUGACUUUGCCGUUGCAAAAUCUACAAGCUACCUCAUCCCUGAACUCCCAGCUUCAGCAGCUUCAGCAGCUUCAACACCUCCAGCAGCAGCAACAACAACAACAACAAGGCCAAACUAGCCAGCAGCCACAGGGACAAGCCAGCCAGCCACCACAUCAAUCUCAGCCACAGCCACAGACGCAGCAGACGCAGCAGCCACAGCCCCCGCCUCCACCACAGACGCAGCAAACACAAAGCCAGAGUCAGCCGCCACCAGCUCAGCAGUCUUCAAGCUCUCCUCAAAAGCCCAACCAGUCACCGGGGCAUGGCCUUCCCUCACCUCUCACGUCACCAAACUCACUCCAGCUGGUUAAUAAUCCUCUAGCAAGCCAAGCAGCGGCAGCAGCGGCAGCCGCCGCCAUGGGCUCCAUAGCCAGCUCGCAGGCCUUUGGCAAUGCACUCUCCGGUCUACAGGGGGUCACAGGUCAACUAGUCACUAAUGCACAAGGACAGAUCAUUGGAACAAUCCCACUGAUGCCUAAUCCAGUCUCAUCUAACCAGUCAACUGGAGGAGCUCAGGGCCUUCAAGUGCAGCCAAUUACGCCACAAUUACUGACCAAUGCCCAGGGGCAAAUCAUUGCCACAGUCAUUGGAAACCAGAUAUUGCCAGUGAUCAACACCCAGGGAAUCACACUUUCGCCACUCAAACCAGGCCAACAGCUCCACCAGCCAUCCCAGACGCAGGUGGGGCAAGCAGCAUCCCAGUCCAAUCUCCUACAUUUAGCUCACAGUCAAGCAUCUCUGUCCCAGAGCCCCGUGCGGCAGGCUUCCUCUUCCUCUUCUUCCUCCUCCUCAUCUUCAGCUUUGAGUGUUGGCCAGUUAGUCAGCAAUCCCCAGACAGCCUCCAGCGAGGUGGAUGGGGUGAACCUUGAGGAAAUCCGAGAAUUUGCCAAAGCUUUUAAAAUCCGACGCCUGUCACUUGGUCUCACCCAGACGCAAGUUGGUCAAGCUCUAAGUGCCACAGAAGGUCCAGCCUACAGCCAGUCUGCCAUCUGCAGACACACCAUCCUGAGAAGCCACUUUUUCCUACCACAGGAAGCCCAAGAGAACACUAUAGCUAGCAGUCUGACAGCCAAACUGAACCCUGGCCUUUUGUAUCCUGCCAGGUUUGAAAAGCUGGACAUCACCCCUAAAAGUGCCCAGAAGAUAAAGCCGGUGCUUGAACGAUGGAUGGCUGAGGCUGAGGCCCGCCAUCGGGCAGGUAUGCAGAAUCUUACUGAAUUUAUUGGAAGUGAACCAUCCAAAAAGCGCAAGAGGCGGACCUCAUUCACGCCGCAGGCUCUUGAGAUCUUGAAUGCCCAUUUUGAGAAGAACACGCAUCCCUCUGGGCAGGAAAUGACGGAAAUUGCAGAGAAACUGAACUAUGACCGGGAAGUAGUUAGAGUCUGGUUCUGCAACAAGAGGCAAGCACUGAAGAACACAAUUAAACGCCUAAAACAGCACGAGCCUGCGACGGCAGCCCCAAUGGAGCCCUUAACAGACUCUCUGGAAGAAAACUCUUAAAUUGGUAGAUUUCAAGAAAGAACACACACAAACAAACAAAACUUUAAACAUUUGAACUCUGUAAAGAUGCUCUUUCACCAUCCUUGUAAGUAAAAGACUCAGAAAAACUGCAAGAUGGACAGAACAAUUUAUAAAUGUCUGUGGGUUUUCCUAGAUAAAAACAAACAGAAAAAAAAUACAAAAAAAUUACACAGCACUUAGUGUGUGUGUAUGUGGUAGAACUAGUUCCAAAAUAAGCCAGUGGUUUUUUUUUUAAUGGACUUUAAAGUACACCAAAUAACUGCUUACUUUUUCCUGUAUAUUAUGAAAAUGUGACCAUGUUUUAUGGAAAAAGAACCCAACAACAACAGCAAACCUUUAACUGUUUUUAAAGGAGAGAGAGUACAAGCCUGCCACCUGGAGGAGUGAUUGUAGCCCUUCAGGUAUCAAGUGCUUCUUCACUAUGAAAACUAUUAACCAAAGUCAGAAACAUGGCAUUGAAAACUAGAUUGUUAGUCUACUCUUUUAUGAGCGCUACAUUGUGUUAUGAAUUUUUACAUUUGUACUUUGCAAAAAGAGGAAAAUAUUAAUAAUACAGGACUCUCUUUUCCCCCCUGCAUCCUCUUUCACAUGCCCAGCACAUGAGUAUGCUACACUUGGUUUGAGCUAUAAUUCUCAACCCUCUUGUUUGGCAUACACAGUUUUGUGAUCUCCAAAUGUUUGUGUGCCAAAACGACUGUUUCU